Teleopsis dalmanni is the source of this 1575-nucleotide messenger RNA. RefSeq names its product transmembrane protein 185B-like. Bases 230 to 1282 code for a protein of 350 amino acids. The transcript has 6 exons. Lineage: Eukaryota; Metazoa; Arthropoda; Insecta; Diptera; Diopsidae. The record is from RefSeq and is a predicted model, not a curated record.
GAAGGAGUAGGUUGUUUGGGUAAAGUUUAGUGCAUUAAUAUAUUAAAAAUAAUUUUUGCAGUUUGUAUACGAAAUAUAAAAAGUAAUAUGGACGGAUACAAUUAAUAAAAUAUAAUUGGAUUUCAUUAAUAGCACUUGGUUUUUCCGAGGCAGUCUCGUUAGAAACUAAGUUGCGAUAUUUUAUUCUUUGUCAGCAGUCAAACGCAUUUUCAGAAAAAUAUUUUAAAAUAUGAACCUGCAAUCAUUAUUUAGGGAUUUCAAUCCAAGUAAAUUUAUUGUACACUGCAGUCUCUUUACUUUCGUGACCCUCUUUGCCUUGCGUUUAGAUGGAUUUAUUGAUUGGCCAUAUUGGGCAAUAUUUACUCCUCUUUGGAUAUGGAAAGCUAUAGCUUCUUUAGGUGCAGCUAUUGGAGCAAUAGUUUGGUGUCGUUAUCCACAUUAUAGACUUGAAGGCGAUUCUUACACACAGUUUAAGGCCAUGUUAAUAUCACUUUCGUUGCAUUUAAUUUUGCUUAUGUUCGAAGUGCUUGCCUGCGAUAAAUUAACUUCUGGCAGAUACUUAUGGGUAUUAGUUUUUAUACCUUUGAUUUUUGGUUCAGUGGCUAGUGUGGGGGCAUGUGUUUGGGCUGUAAAACAUGAUCGCUCAUUUGAAUUAGAAUUAUUUUUAGCUGUCAAUGCAUUGCAAUUCGUUUCUUUGCCACUUAAGCUAGAUCAAUUCGUUUAUUGGAAUUGGGAAGUUGUAUUUGUACCUAUGUGGAUUGUAAUUUGCUUAAGUUUAGUUAGUGUUCUUUACAAUAUCAUUUUUUGUGGUAUUAUGAUGCGCACCCCUGAAAUCUCCUUGCAGCAAAAGAAAGCCGCACUAAAUGCAGCCGUUGGAAACAUUUGUACUGUACUACCGUUGCUUUGUUUUCAAGUAGUCAUAUGCGACAAAUUGGAAGGCGAAUUAAAAUUUCCAUAUAUUGUUGUUUUUAGUCCUUUGCUUGUUUCAAUAUUUGCACUUAUUGUUUUAAGUUUUAGUGCUAAAGGUGGCAAUAAGUGGUGGUUUGGCAUUCGUAAAUCUUUCAGUCAAUUCUUACUGUCUGCAUUACCAUUUCUGCAAGAGUAUGGCAAUAUCUCUUAUCAUACAGAUCACAGUUCGGCAGCACAAUCGGUACCGUUGGACGCUUCUACAAGUUCAGUACAUUUGGGUGACUUUGAAAAACAUGACAAAAAAAAUAAAGGAGCUAAAAACGAUAGCAUGAAGCCUGUUGUUCCUAUAAUAAGUAUUGAUAUGCCAGACUAAAAUGUUACGUACAAAAUCUCAUUUUUCUUAAAAUUAUUCAGUAUACACAUUAUGUUAAGAAUUUUUUAGCUAAGUACAUUUCAACAUAAAUUUAAAAAUAAUAAGAUUUAAUUAUAAUCUUCCAUUUGUACGUGCUCAUUUAAACUAUAUGUAUGUACAUAUAUUAUCAUUUUUACCAUUCAAAAUACUUUUGGAAUCUCUUAUCAUAUUUUUCGGAUAAUAUUAGAGAAUAUUGAUUAUUUUAUUUUUAAAUGCAGUUAAAUACGACUAAAUAAUUAACUGUGAGUACAUUA